GCUCCCUGUCGUAAAAAGCAUCUGACUUUACGACAGUCUGUAUCUUUUCAUGACAGACAAGAUGGCGUCCGGCAGCGGGUCCAGUAAGAACGAGAAUAAGAACGACUUCCGCAGGAAGUGGGACAAAGACGAGUAUGAGACCCUGGCUCAGAAGCGUCUGUCGGAGGAGAGAGACCGCGAGAGGAGGGAUGGGAAGCUGCCCCCCCCCGUUAAGCGGGACAUGCUACGGCACAGAGACUAUAAGGUGGACCUGGAGUCCAAACUGGGGAAGACCAUCGUCAUCACAAAGACCACCCCCCAGGCCGAGAUGGGGGGGUAUUACUGCAACGUGUGUGACUGUGUGGUCAAAGACUCCAUCAACUUCCUGGACCACAUCAACGGCAAGAAACAUCAGAGGAACCUGGGCAUGUCGAUGCGGGUCGAGCGCUCGUCUCUGGAUCAGGUGAAGAAGCGCUUCGAGGCCAACAAGAAGAAGAUGGAGGAGAAACAGAAGGAGUACGACUUUGAGGAGCGGAUGAAGGAGCUCAGGGAAGAGGAGGAGAAGGCGAAGGCGUAUAAGAAGGAGAAGCAGAAGGAGAGGAAGCGCCGGGCGGAGGACGACGGGGAUCUGGAGGAAGACGACGAGAUGGCGGCGGUGAUGGGGUUUUCCGGCUUCGGCUCCUCCAAGAAGACCCACUGAACAUCCCGUCAGGCUCUUAUUUUGGUAGUGCAGCUUCCUGAUGGAGAGGAAGUGAAGGCGAGACAAAUAAUGGACCAAAAAAUAAAAGUGCGACACUUUCAGGGUCUCGCAGACAAAUCCGUAUUUGUCAGCUUCAAGAUGAGCUGCUCUUCAGGGGUCAGGCUGUCGUUGGUGAAAUGUAAAUAAAGUAGAUUCAAAGUGUUACAGGAAGUCCAACAGGUUAUUUAAGAGCUGGAUAUUAUUGCCUGCAGAUUGAACCGUUUAUCUUCAUGUUUUUAUUUCAUCAUGUUUCGUUUCUCGGGGAAAUUUUAAUAAAUACGUUUUUUUUCCUA
This is a messenger RNA of Eleginops maclovinus (Patagonian blennie), 1011 nucleotides long. RefSeq names its product zinc finger, matrin-type 2 (gene zmat2). Gene Ontology annotation, molecular function: zinc ion binding; nucleic acid binding. Gene Ontology annotation, biological process: mRNA splicing, via spliceosome. The record is from RefSeq and is a predicted model, not a curated record. Bases 50 to 679 code for a protein of 209 amino acids. Gene Ontology annotation, cellular component: U4/U6 x U5 tri-snRNP complex; spliceosomal complex. The transcript has 6 exons. NCBI's taxonomy places the organism in Eukaryota, Metazoa, Chordata, Actinopteri, Perciformes, Eleginopidae.